Molecule: messenger RNA, 595 nt
Organism: Aphanomyces invadans
Lineage: Eukaryota; Oomycota; Saprolegniomycetes; Saprolegniales; Verrucalvaceae
Exons: 1
Coding region: 5-319 (104 amino acids)
Cellular component (GO): NatC complex
Molecular function (GO): RNA binding
Source: RefSeq, a predicted model, not a curated record
CAAGAUGCUGUCAACGAAUGGCGCGGUUACAGCACGCGUCAGCGACCCGGAUGAGGCGAUGACGCUGCCCAAGAGCAUCCUGAACGUGAUGUAUCUGCUUGAUCAAGUUCUUCGCGUGGAAAUCACGGACGGUCGCAUACUGGUCGGCCAUUUUCAUUGCCUCGACAAGGACAAGAACCUGAUUCUCACCGACACCACAGAAUACCGAUACGCCGCGAAAGACAGUACCCCUCCGUCCGUUCGGCAGCUUGGAAUGACUCUCAUCCCUGGCCGACAUGUUGUGAAGAUCGGUCGACAAGUUGAUCCGAUGUCUUCCUGAUGUGUGAGGAUAUGCUACUAACAACUCCUGCGUGAAGAGGAAGGCGUUCAAGUCGGUGAGGCAGCGAUUAGUACAAGUCAAUUAAACAUGCAACGUCGUCUAUGUCAUCCAGCAUCAUGCAACGUAAAGUUACCAAGAGCGAGCCAUCGAGAUUGUGUUUGCAGGGCAUGUAUUGCGUUCCCAUCGUGCGGCCUGCCUUCACGCAGUGUCGUUCUCCACGUGGCCACGUUGUGCCGGACGCACUUUAAUUGAGUAAAUCCGUCACUUCUUUUAAAU